Molecule: messenger RNA, 1642 nt
Organism: Psylliodes chrysocephalus
Lineage: Eukaryota; Metazoa; Arthropoda; Insecta; Coleoptera; Chrysomelidae
Source: the annotation of a GenBank genome assembly
GAUUUUUUGUAGGUUAGGUUUAGGUUACUGUUUUUCAAUUAUGAAUUUUUUUAGGAGAAAAAUAAUUAUAAUUAUUCAUGAUAGGGUUCAAUGUAAAAAAUAUAAUCGUAUAAUAAAAAAACACUUACAUAAAUUCGAAAAUAUCCCGGGACCAACGUCACUGCCAGCAAUAGGAACCCUUUACCAAUAUUUCCCUUUCAUUGGAAAAUAUAGAUUUGAUGAAUUACACUACAAUGGCUACAAAAAGUACAAUUCAUUUGGAUCUUUGGUUAGGGAAGAAAUUGUUCCUGGAGUUAAUGUUGUAUGGUUAUUUGACCCAAAUGAUAUUGAAACCAUGUUCAGGCAUGAAGGAAAAUAUCCACAAAGGAGGAGUCAUUUAGCUUUAGAAAAAUACCGUUUAGACAGGCCAAAUGUUUAUAAUUCAGGGGGGUUGUUACCUACGAAUGGUCCUGAAUGGUUUCGAAUUAGAAGUGUUUUUCAAAGGGGACUGAGUAGUCCACAAGCUGUGAAAAGAUUUAUACAUGGUUCUAAUGAUAUCAUUCAAGAAUGGUUAAUUAUGCUGGAUGCUAUGAGGAAAACCCCAAAUUUGGACUAUUUACCAGAACUAUCCAGACUAUUUUUGGAAUUAACUGGUCAAAAUACUUUGGAUAUAAGGUUCAAUAGCUUUACUGUACAUGAAAGAAAGAAAUAUUCUAGAUCAUCUCAACUAAUGAAUGCUGCUUUAUUGACAAAUUCUUGUAUAUUAAAAACGGAUAAUGGACCUCAGUUGUGGCGAAAAUUUGACACACCCUUGUACAAAAAAAUGAAACGUUCUCAGGAAUAUAUGGAACUAGUAGCUAUAGAUUUAAUUUCUUUGAAGAUGUCCUUGUUCAUGGACAAGGAUAAUAGCAGUCCUUCACUUGUAGAUUCAUAUUUGUCAUCCCCAGAAAUCGAUUUUAAGGACAUCAUUGGAGUUGUCUGUGAUUUUCUAUUGGCAGGGAUAGAUACUUCAACUUAUACCACAAGUUUCCUACUUUACCACGUUGCCAAUAAUCCAAGUGUUCAAGAUCGAAUUUAUGAAGAGUCUUUAAAAAUGCUACCAGUAAAAGAUGGCGAUGUUACAGAUGAUAUGCUAAAAGAAGCGUAUUAUAUAAAAGCGGUGUUGAAGGAAUCUCUCAGAUUGAGGCCAGUUUCUGUUGGAGUCGGUAGGAUUCUACAGAGUGAUACCCAGUUUUCGGGUUAUUAUAUACCAGCUGGAACCACGAUUGUGAGUCAAAAUCAAAUAUCCUGCAAAUUGGAGAAAUAUUUUGCAUUCCCAGAUAAAUUUUUACCGGAACGCUGGUUAAAGAAUCACGCAUUGUAUAAACAACCCCAUCCAUUUUUACUUUUGCCGUUUGGACAUGGACCAAGGUCUUGUAUAGCUAGAAGACUAGCUGAACAAAAUAUGAUAAUUCUGUUGUUAAAGUUGAUAAGGAAUUAUAGAAUUAAAUGGAAUGGUGGACAAUUGGAUUCAAAAUCUCUAUUAAUUAAUAAACCCGAUGGACCAAUCUUGUUGGAAUUUAUAAAAAGAGAUUCUUAAUAAGUGCCUUUAAAAGAGUUUUUGAUUUUUGAAAAGAGAUGCAUUUUUAUUUUAUUUGAUUAAGAAAAAUUGUUAAAAACGGUA